Molecule: messenger RNA, 672 nt
Organism: Mesorhabditis belari
Lineage: Eukaryota; Metazoa; Nematoda; Chromadorea; Rhabditida; Rhabditidae
Source: the annotation of a GenBank genome assembly
AUGUUUCGAUAUUCGCUAGCGUUUUUCUGCCUUUUUCCGCCUCUCGUUCAAAUGACCGUCUCGUUGAGGGCUCGUCGCGAAGCUGAUGAUUCUACAUCGAUGCUAUUGUUGAGCUUGAAGUUGCCUAAGGAGUUGUUGAACAGUACAAAAUCGACACCAGCGACUGAAUUUACUCCAACGACGAAACUCACUACGACGGAAUCGACUACAAUUGGGAAAUCUACAACGAACAACGAAUCUACAACGUCCAGUCCGACCGUGAGCAAAAACUCGGCUCUCAUAAAUCUUCCUCCUUCUCCUCUUCAUCCAUUCAUAAAUUCAUCUGACACAAGAACGCCUUUUUUCAAUCCGUCGCCAACACUGCAACAAAAGAACUACGACAAUGCUGAUACAUUGCUUAUGCUGGAAUCAGACAAUCCACCGCUUCGUCGUGCCGCGUACUUCUUUGCCGUAGUUCUUAUCAUCACGCAGGCUUGCUGUAUUUGUUGUGUUAUCGCUGUGCCCCUGCUGGCUGUUUUUGCAUGCAUCUUCUUGUACCGAAAAAUUGGACCAUUGGAAAAUUGGACGCAAAAUCGCGAGGACGGCUACAGAGCGAAAUGGGAAAAGAAAACCGUGCGCAAGUUGGCAGAUGGUUCGAUGAAGAGCGGUUCAAAGGGCUUCAAGGACAAACAA